UACAUCAGAUGCAUUUAUUUAUAUAAAUUUAAAAGCUUACAAAAUUCAAUGUUUAAAAUUGAAACCAUAUUGGAAACUGUUAUUGUCAAUAAGUCAAUAAGAUUUUGAUGACUGUUUUUAAGGUGCUGGACAUUGGAACCAUAGCAACAGAAAUGACUUUUGAAGACAGUUCAUCUAGAGUCAAGUUGGACAACUUUAUUGAGGAUAACAUGUCAGAUGAGGAGGUACCAGGAUAUAUAGCAAGCUUUGGACAAGAUUCAAAUGAAAAGAAAGAAAAUUUGACAGCAGACAUUCCUGAUCUGGAUGCUGGCAAUCAACAGGGAAAUUACAACUCAGACUGUUUAGCAAAUAUGGAAACAAAGACAGUUCAUUCCAUUCAUACAUCAGAGAAUAUGAAAAAUGAUGAUUCAACUGAGGAGCCUGAUUUAAUGUCUGAAAUAGUAAAGGAAGACAAACGUUUGCUAUCAGACAGCUCAGAGAAUGAAAAUACUGAUGAAAACACAGACAUAAUAGUAGUAGGAGAUAAGACAAAUCAGAUGUCAUUGUACCCAGGAGAGGCGGAGCCAGAGUCAGAGGUCAUUGAGAGGAACAUAACUUCACAUACAAAUCUAGAUUUUUUAGUGGUGACAAGUCGAUCACAUGAUCAGGGAGAACAGAUAUGUCCAGAUACAUCAGACGAAGUAGAACCAUUUUCAUUGGACAAUGAUUUUGAUUAUGACAAUGUUAUAUUAACUCCAAAGUUCACCAUGGAGGAAGUUGCACAUUUGAAAUCAUUUCUGCCAAGAACUGAUGUCAAGGCGUGAUACUUCAGAUGAAAACUUUUAAUCAACAUUCCGUCCUUUAUAAUAAAAUGCGAGAAAUACUAAUA
Molecule: messenger RNA, 868 nt
Organism: Mytilus trossulus (common blue mussel)
Lineage: Eukaryota; Metazoa; Mollusca; Bivalvia; Mytilida; Mytilidae
Product: intraflagellar transport-associated protein-like
Exons: 4
Coding region: 108-803 (231 amino acids)
Biological process (GO): spermatogenesis; acrosome reaction
Cellular component (GO): cytosol; 9+0 non-motile cilium
Molecular function (GO): intraciliary transport particle A binding
Source: RefSeq, a predicted model, not a curated record